AUAAACCUUUUUAAUAAAUGUGUAAUAAAGAAAAUGUGUGAAAAAUAAAAUGUUAUAGAAAAAUGGAAUAUUUUUGUCAUAAGCGUAAGAAUUCCUAAAAAAACUCCUGGCAUCACUGCGAUGAACCCUUUUAAAACGGAAGCGUCAAAUGUGGUCGUAAACAAAACGCUUGAAAGUUUUUGCUUUAAAAACAACAAUAUUAAAAUUAUACAAAAUGUCCAGUAUUUUAACAGAUGAACAACGUAAUCUCUAAAAAACUAAAUCUUGAUCUCCGUUCAAACAAAUCUCUGCACUCUGUUCGUAAUGGGUCAUACAAAUUUCCUAAUUUUUAGCUUAUUGCGAAAAAAAACUAUUUUUUGAAAAAAGAGGCAUAUCUAUGUACAUAUAGACCGCUUGUAAAAUUGUUUGGAAAUCUAUGAGAGAUCAGUAUCAACGUUAUAUGCGAUCACCUACAAAUAAGAGAAAACAAUUUCGUUACCUAGCAAAGUUAUCAUUUUUGGAAGGAUUUACGAAACACACUAAAAAUAACGUAAUAUUUUGCAAUGAUAACGCAAUCGAAUAUUUCAUCGAUAAUUCAUCAAAUUCUUCCAAUCAUAGAAUAAUUUCUAAGAAUGAAUCCGAAGAUUACAAUGAAGACGACUACAAUGAAGAAAUUACGAAAUGUUCUAAUAAUAGCAAAGAAUCUGAACACGAGGAAAUUACUAGUGAGCCGACAAAGAAAUUCGAUGCAUUACCUCAAACGGUAAAUGAUCCUAUAUGUUGUGAAAAUUAUUUCACAAAUAGCACUAUGACCGAUGGUAAUGGAAAUGUCACUGGAGUGGAUAAAUCUUCAAAUGUUGUCUGUGAUAGUAUAAGUAAUUUUCUGGCAAAGUAUAUUAAAACCGAUGAAGAUGAUAAUGAUUUAUUUUUGAAAAUGUUGGGAAAGAAAAUGAAAAAGUUACCGUUAACAGUGAAAAAUCGUCUGCAAGAACGUUUCUUAAAAGACGUUAAUGAUGAAAUAAGUAAAUUAAAUUGAAUUUUAUUAAAAUUUAUAUAUUUGUAUAUUAUAUGUGUAAAUAAAAGUUAGCAUUAUGUCUUACUAAAUAAUUACAA
This is a messenger RNA of Lucilia cuprina (Australian sheep blowfly), 1092 nucleotides long. RefSeq lists its product as uncharacterized. Bases 416 to 1015 code for a protein of 199 amino acids. The record is from RefSeq and is a predicted model, not a curated record. Lineage: Eukaryota; Metazoa; Arthropoda; Insecta; Diptera; Calliphoridae. The transcript has 3 exons.